AUGUCUGGUCCCGGAGUUGGUCACGAAUUUCCUCCCCAGGAGGUUUCCUGGCAGAAGCGUGAUGUCUUGCUCUUUGCGAACAGCAUUGGUUGCAAGGCAGAUGAGCUCCAUUUCCUAUAUGAACUCCACCCAAACUUCGCCGUCUUCCCCACUUACCCCUUGAUUAUCCCCUUCAAGCUUACUGACCAGGAGGUCACGGACUUCUAUGCGCGUUCCAAGAGCUCUCCGAUCCCUGGUGUGCCGCAGUUCGACAGCCGUCGCGCGGUAGACGGCCAGCGCAAGCUGACCGUCUUGAAGCCUUUGCCUCCCACCAGCGCCGGGAAGAAGUUCGAGCUGCGCAGCCGGGUCAUUGGCGUCUAUGACAAGGGCAAGUCGGGUUCUGUGAUUGAGACUGAGCAAUCGAUCGUCGACACACAGUCUGGGGAGGUGUACUCGAAGACUGUGAGCAACGGGUUCUUCGUAGGACAGGGCAACUGGGGCGGCCCCAAGGGUCCUAGCGCCGUGAGCUAUGCGCCUCCGCAGGGCAAGAACCCGGAUGCUGUACACGUUGUACAGACGACCAACGAAACCGCACACCUCUACCGACUGAAUGGCGAUUACAAUCCGCUCCACGCCACACCCGAGCCCGGCCAACAGAUGGGCUUCGGCGGCGUCAUUAUCCACGGACUCUUCAGCUGGAACACCGCCGCGCAGGGUAUCUUGCGCGAGCUCGGAGGUAGCGACCCGAAGAAUCUUCGGGAAUUCCAGGCCCGAUUUGCUUCGCCGGUCAAACCGGGCGACAAGCUGACCACGGAGAUCUGGAGAAUGGGAACUCGUGAGGGUGACUUUGAGGAGGUCCGGUUCGUGACCAAGAACGACAAGGGUACCCGGUGUUUAUCAACAAGUCGUAGACCUGUCCUGUCAGUCCCGCGGCAGCUGGUCUCGUGUCCACAUACCGCGGUUUUUGAAGGGAAACGGACGAACUCGACGGCCUCGACUUCAAAGGAAGACAAACUUGAACCGGAAGACCGUCUACGUGAAUUGAUCGAAGGAUCGAAAAAGCCGAGUCAAACGCCGGGGUCAGUAGACUCCAAGAAUGGCAUUUCAUUGCGCAUAAACAAUGCGGGUCGUUUUGGGCUUUUCGGAAAGACAUUUCUCAGGGAAAAUUGCCGUUGUCCAGAGUGCACUCAUCCAGACACAAUGCAACGCAUUGUGGACACGUUCAAGAUACCUAAGAACCUCAAGGCAGAGAAAGUAGACUACGAUAAAGAUGGUGUCAUCGUGCAAUGGUCUGAUGGACAUCGCGCGACCUAUCCGUUCUCUUUUCUCAAUGUAUAUAGUCUUCAGCCCGGGGCAAAGAAAUACCAAUGGCCGGGAUUGGAUCUCAGACCUGUGCCGACCCAUUCCCCUUACGAUCAAGCUUAUCCCACAGUUCUGUUCUCGAGAGUCAUGGAAGAUGACCAGGGCUUACUUGAAUGGCUUGAUAACAUUUAUGAGUGGGGCUUCUGCUUUGUCAAGGGCGUGCCCACGACCCCAGAAGCUACAGAAGAACUGUUGAAGCGGAUAGCGUAUAUUCGACCUACUCAUUACGGCGGUUUCUGGGACUUUACGGCCGAUUUGACGUUCAAGGACACGGCGUACACCACGGAGUUUCUCGGUGCCCACACGGAUAAUACCUACUUUACAGACCCCGCAAGACUCCAACUAUUUCAUCUUCUCUCCCACACUGAUGGGGAUGGAGGCGAGAGCUUACUUGUCGAUGGGUUCCGAGCGGCCGAAACUCUGAGAGAGGAAAACACAACGAACUACUUUGCCCUUGGCUCAACUACACAACCGGCUCACUCGAGUGGCAACCCAGAUGUUUGCAUCCAGCCUGCACAGGAGUUCCCCGUGCUCAAUUACCACCGGGGAUUGAAUCGGCUGUACCAGAUCCGAUGGAAUAAUUAUGACCGCGCCCCGAAGAUGGACUGGUCAUUGAAACAGCAGACUGAGUGGUAUCGCGCAGCAGGACACUGGGAUUCAAUAAUCAAACGGAAGGACAUGGAGAUCUGGACCCAACUGGAGCCUGGGACUGCACUUAUUUUCGAUAACUGGAGAAUGCUCCACGGCCGGUCGCAGUUUACUGGGAAGCGCAGGAUGUGUGGGGGCUACAUCAAUAACGAUGAUUUCAUCUCCAAGUACCGUCUCCUCAAAUUUGGCCGCGAGCGAGUCUUGAAAAACCUUGGAAACUAUCGGCGUUCUCCCAUGAACCCAAGCUAUUACCUAUGA
Molecule: messenger RNA, 2247 nt
Organism: Aspergillus campestris IBT 28561
Lineage: Eukaryota; Fungi; Ascomycota; Eurotiomycetes; Eurotiales; Aspergillaceae
Product: putative trimethyllysine dioxygenase TmlH
Exons: 14
Coding region: 1-2247 (748 amino acids)
Biological process (GO): carnitine biosynthetic process
Cellular component (GO): peroxisome
Molecular function (GO): iron ion binding; trimethyllysine dioxygenase activity
Source: RefSeq, a predicted model, not a curated record